This is a messenger RNA of Raphanus sativus (radish), 860 nucleotides long. Its product is annotated as germin-like protein 1. Lineage: Eukaryota; Viridiplantae; Streptophyta; Magnoliopsida; Brassicales; Brassicaceae. Gene Ontology annotation, cellular component: cell wall. Gene Ontology annotation, molecular function: manganese ion binding. The transcript has a single exon. The record is from RefSeq and is a predicted model, not a curated record. The coding region runs from base 46 to 681 and encodes 211 amino acids.
CUCCCGCAUAACAUCAAAACUCUUGCCUAAAUAAUCUAUAAGAAAAUGAAGAUGAUAAUCCACAUUUUCUUCAUACUCUCCCUAGUUUCAUCCAUCUCUUUUGCCUCUGUUCAAGACUUUUGUGUAGCUGAUCCCAAGGGUCCUCAAAGCCCAUCAGGGUACUCUUGCAAGAACCCUGACCAAGUCACCGAAAAUGAUUUCGCAUUCUCCGGCCUCGCCAAAGCUGGAAACACUUCAAACAUCAUUAAAGCCGCGGUGACACCAGCAUUUGCGCCUGCUUUCGCAGGCACCAAUGGCCUUGGAGUCUCAAUGGCUCGUCUUGACUUAGCCGGUGGUGGUGUCAUCCCUCUUCACACUCACCCUGGUGCGUCUGAGGUUCUUGUAGUUAUACAAGGAACCAUUUGCGCCGGGUUUAUUUCCUCUGCUAAUAAAGUAUACUUGAAGACUCUCCAGAGAGGGGAUUCUAUGGUGUUUCCUCAAGGGCUUCUUCAUUUUCAGCUUAACUCUGGGAAAGGUCCUGCCUUGGCCUUUGUUGCCUUUGGAAGCUCAUCCCCGGGACUUCAGAUUCUACCAUUUGCUCUGUUUGCAAAUGAUUUGCCUUCAGAACUCGUUGAAGCUACCACCUUCCUUAGUGAUGAACAAGUUAAGAAGCUUAAGGGCGUGCUUGGAGGAACUAACUAAGCUUCUCUUUCGUUUUAUUUUUCUAAGUUUUUGUGUGUGAGUGCGUUUAUGCGUUUUUUUCGAGUUGGUUUAGCAUUCUGAUUUUUACCGUAAUGGUUGUCUUUCUUUUUUUGUUGUUAUUGUUCUCAAUGUCUCAUUUUAUUAUCUCUUUGGGUUAAAUUUUAAUAAGUAAUUGCAUA